Vitis riparia (riverbank grape) is the source of this 1784-nucleotide messenger RNA. RefSeq names its product nuclear transcription factor Y subunit A-4-like. Gene Ontology annotation, molecular function: DNA-binding transcription factor activity, RNA polymerase II-specific; RNA polymerase II cis-regulatory region sequence-specific DNA binding. Bases 421 to 1473 code for a protein of 350 amino acids. Gene Ontology annotation, biological process: regulation of transcription by RNA polymerase II. The transcript has 7 exons. NCBI's taxonomy places the organism in Eukaryota, Viridiplantae, Streptophyta, Magnoliopsida, Vitales, Vitaceae. The record is from RefSeq and is a predicted model, not a curated record.
UUUUUCUUUCUCCAUCUGCUUUCCUUUUGGGAUUUUUCAUUUUCCUUUUUCUUUUUUCUUUUUCUCUUCUUGACUUCUUGCGCUUGCCUCAUUUCUUGUUGGUUUAUGAGUCUACAGUCCAAGUGGGUUUUCGUUUUUAUUUGCUUUGUGUUGAAUGCAUGGUGGGUUUGAGUUCAUGUUGAUGUCGUUGCUGUGGUGGUGAAGAUGGGAAAAGGGAUAAUAAUGGGUAAAGCUGUUGCCGGUGAUGGAUUCUGACUCUUGUGGAUGUUGUGGGUAGGUGAAUGGUCUUUAUAGCUGAUGCUAUGGCAGUGUAGUACGCAUGUUGAGCUAUUCUCAAAGCAAGCUGAAAGGGUAUAUAUUGUUUGUUAUCUAGGAUCUGAGGGGGUUUGCAUCAAAGUGCAGGAUGCACUUGUAAAAUAGAUGGCUAUACGAAUCGGAAACUUGCCCAAAAGAAGUUUUGAUUCAAGUUCUGUUCAUUCUAUGCCCCAUUUCACUGUUAAUUGCCAAGCUUGGUGGAAUUCAAAUGAACAGCAGCUUCCAGAGUCUUUUUCAAAAAAUCUAAGCUUGAAAGUUGAAUCUCCGCCCCAACUCUAUCAAAACAUGAAGCAGUUAGGUCUUCAACUACAAGACCAGGACUCAUCCUCAAGUCAAUCAACUGGUCAGUCUCACCAAGAAGUGUCUGCUAUCGGAAGGACCAAUUCUCAAGAUCAAUGUAUUUCAUCUGAAUCUGUUCAUGGUGAAAGUUGCGAGAAGCGUGUGGAAGGUCAAAGUCAAAUGAAGCCAGUUUUCUUUAUGGCUAAUCCAGAUGUUGUCUUCAAUCCUUCACAAGUUGACUAUGGCCAUUCUGUGACUCAUGUUGCAUAUCCUUAUGCUGAUCCUUACCAUGGGGGGUUAGUGGCUGCAUAUGGUCCACAUGCUGUUAUUCAGCCCCAGCUGGUGGGGAUAGCACCUACCAGAGUCCCACUGCCCUUUGAUAUUGCAGAGGAUGGACCUAUUUUUGUCAAUGCAAAACAGUAUCAUGGAAUUCUCAGGAGGAGGCAGUCACGAGCAAAGAUGGAGGCCCAGAAUAAACUCGUCAAAGCCCGAAAGCCAUAUCUGCACGAGUCUCGGCAUCUUCAUGCCCUAAAUAGGGUUAGAGGAUCUGGUGGACGCUUCCUCAGCACGAAAAAGCUCCAAGAACCCGACUCAACUUCCAACACUGGCUGUCAUAGUGUAUCUGGCUCUGGUCAUUUUCACCAGAAGGGAGACACAACUGAGUAUGAAGUCCAUCAGUCUGAUACUGGCAAAUUUGUUGCUUCAACUACAUCCAGCUCUGAUGUCACCAGUGUCUCUAACAGUGAUGUCCUUUUCAGGCAGCCGGAGCACAGGUUCUCAGGCAUGUCUCCCCACAUGGGUGGAGCCAUGCAAGGCGGUGGCGGUGGGACUUAUGGGCAAUGGAGUCCUGCUCCUGGUUGUCCGGUGAGAAGUCGAUAGGAACAAGAUCGAUGGAGUCACUGGUCUGGGCAAUUCAUCCUUGGCUUUGUUACUUUCGUUUCAUGCUUGUUAAGAAGAUAAACACAUCAAACUUCAUGGUGUAGUAGAAAUACUCUGCUUUCCCAUUUCCAAGUGCAUACAUUCUGGCUCUGUAAACAUGGUUGAGAAGAGGCUAUGCUUGAAACUCUCUGUUUGUGAACCAUUGUUUUGUUUCUUCAAGACAAUGUGAGAUAAUGGUUCACCGGUAUUUUGUUUGUUGCUUACAGAAAGCAAACCCAGCCUUUUGUGCUAGUGUAGUGAUGUUGAUGCCA